GCAACUAAUUUUACAAGUAUUUUUUUUAUUGUAAAAAUCUAAAAUUUAUUAAAUAAAAGUCAUGAGUUUUUUGAACAAAGAAGAACGGGCGAAAUGUUGGGGUGACCGUGAUGCAUACUGGAAAUGUUUAAGUGAAAAUGCUCCCCAGCACAGUUCCACAUCGGGUGAAAAAGUGCCCGAUGCUUGUAAACAAUUGCGCAAACUGUUUGAGACCAGCUGUCCCACAACCUGGGUGAAACAUUUCGAUCGCAAACGGACCUAUGAACAAUUUAAGGAGAAAAUUCAACAGGGUUAUGACCCAUUGGAUGAGAAGGCCCAGAGGACGGGCCAGUGAUGGACAUUAAGUGCAAAAAUUAAAAAAAAAAAAUAUUGUUAAUGUUUAUGUUACUAAUAAUUUAAUAAAAAUUUGUAUUUAAAAAUUACA
This is a messenger RNA of Calliphora vicina (urban bluebottle blowfly), 424 nucleotides long. RefSeq names its product cytochrome c oxidase assembly factor 6 homolog. The transcript has a single exon. The record is from RefSeq and is a predicted model, not a curated record. NCBI's taxonomy places the organism in Eukaryota, Metazoa, Arthropoda, Insecta, Diptera, Calliphoridae. Gene Ontology annotation, cellular component: respiratory chain complex IV; mitochondrion. Gene Ontology annotation, biological process: respiratory chain complex IV assembly; mitochondrial ATP synthesis coupled electron transport. Bases 62 to 334 code for a protein of 90 amino acids.